AUGACGGCCUACAUGACAAAGAACCAGUACGUUGACACAUCAGUACAGAAAGGAGGGGUACCGGGCUUCUCCGGGUGCAUAGAACACACCAGUGUCAUCUCCCAGCUGAUCCAGGAAGCUAAAGUGAACAAAACUGAUCUCACUGUGGUAUGGUUGGACCAAGCUAAUGCAUAUGGAACUGUCCCUCAUAUGUUGAUAGACGAGGCAAUAUGGCAUUACCACAUACCAGAACACUUUAGGAACCUGAUCAGAAGCUACUUCAGUGGGAUACAGCUGAGAUUUACCACCAAAGAAUUCACAACUUCAUGGCUGGAACUACAGAAGGGAAUUGUUACUGGAUGCACAAUAUCUGUGAUUCUCUUUGUGAUGGGCAUGAACAUGAUCAUUAAAGCAGGAGAGCAAGAGACAGAGGGCCAAAGACAGCUAGUGACACCAGGCAACCACCAAGCAGGGGAUUCAUGGACUAUUACCUCCAAUUAUAAAAUCUAA
This is a messenger RNA of Ylistrum balloti, 489 nucleotides long. RefSeq lists its product as uncharacterized. NCBI's taxonomy places the organism in Eukaryota, Metazoa, Mollusca, Bivalvia, Pectinida, Pectinidae. Bases 1 to 489 code for a protein of 162 amino acids. The record is from RefSeq and is a predicted model, not a curated record. The transcript has a single exon.